AUGAAUGGAUCUGGACGGUAUUAUGCUGAGCGAAAACUACAAGCAGCUGUUGAAGAGGUGCUGCCAAGUCUGAAAAAAGAUGACGUGUCCAUCUAUUAUGUGAGCAGAACUUCUAACACGGAUGGGAUUGACUCUUUCCUGGACAAAGUGGGUGAAGUAUCAGCUGAACCCAUCCCAGAGUCUUGGAGAUCUGAAGUCACUUUUUCCACUCCUGCCUUAUACAUUUAUACCUCUGGAACCACAGGUCUCCCAAAAGCAGCAAGGAUCACUCAUCACCGCAUAUGGUAUGGAACUGGCCUGGCUGUGGCAAGUGGGAUUGAGGAAGAUGAUGUCAUGUAUAUCACUCUGCCCUUGUACCAUAGUUCUGCACUUUUGAUUGGAUUACAUGGAUGUAUCCUGAAAGAUUUAUAUUUUCAACGUGAUCUACUUCUUCUCCCUCUACCACAGAAACCAAAUGAUCGUGAUCAUAAAGUGAGACUGGCAAUCGGAAAUGGCUUGCGAGGAGAUGUUUGGACAGAAUUCGUCAAGAGAUUUGGGGACAUUCAUGUUUAUGAGUUCUAUGCUUCCACUGAAGGAAACAUUGGAUUUAUGAAUUAUACAAGAAAAGUUGGUGCUGUUGGAAGAGUAAACUGUCUACAAAGAAAAUUUGUAACUUAUGAGCUGAUUAAAUAUGAUGUGGAGAAAGAUGAGCCUGUCCGAGAUGGAAAUGGAUAUUGCAUCAAAGUUCCCAAAGAGCCAUUGAAAAUAGCUCUUUUUUUCCUCACUUUAUUUCUAGGUCAUGAGGGUCGAAUUGGCAUGGGCUCGAUCAAGAUGAAGGAGGACCAUGAAUUUGAUGGAAAGAAACUCUUUAAGCACGUUGCUGAUUACCUGCCUGCUUAUGCCAGACCCCGCUUUAUAAGAGUACAGGACACUAUUGAGAUCACUGGAACUUUCAAACAUCGCAAAAUAACCCUUGUGGAGGAGGGAUUUAACCCUGCAGUCAUCAAAGAUGCCUUGUAUUUCUUGGAUGACCAAGCAAAAAUGUAUGUGCCUAUGACUGAGGACAUUUAUAAUGCCAUAAAUGAUAAAACUCUGAAACUCUGAAUAUUCUCAGGAGGACAACUCAUAAUAUUCCCAGAAUGAAACUGAAUAAGCCUAGUACAGCCACUUGAUAUAAUCCAACUUAAAUUUGAUUGAAGAGUGUGAGGUGCAGUUUUUCUUAGGAAAUUAUGCCUACUGAUAAAGAAAGAUUUUUUUUUUUCUUAAAUUACGCCUGAACCUUUGUAAGUGAAAAGAUUUAGAGAUAAUUAUUUUUUAAUUUGCAUCUGCUGUUUGUAUUUGCCCACUGAGCUUGCUGGAGGGAGGGGGUUAUUUUUUUAAACAUAUAAUAAAAUAGAUGAACACCAGCAUAUGAGAUGGCACUGUCUCUCGUGUUCUUUCCUGACUUUAAAUGCAAACCCUGUGGCAGCUCCUUGAGUCUGACAGCCUCAUUGGUAACUUUUCACAAGUGUCCCACUCACAAUGGUGAUGGUAUUCUAGAUGAA
Messenger RNA from Trichechus manatus latirostris (Florida manatee), 1523 nucleotides. RefSeq names its product solute carrier family 27 member 2 (gene SLC27A2). NCBI's taxonomy places the organism in Eukaryota, Metazoa, Chordata, Mammalia, Sirenia, Trichechidae. Bases 1 to 1083 code for a protein of 360 amino acids. The transcript is spliced from 8 exons. Gene Ontology annotation, cellular component: endoplasmic reticulum membrane; endoplasmic reticulum; peroxisomal membrane. The record is from RefSeq and is a predicted model, not a curated record. Gene Ontology annotation, biological process: very long-chain fatty acid catabolic process; bile acid biosynthetic process; long-chain fatty acid import into cell. Gene Ontology annotation, molecular function: fatty acid transmembrane transporter activity; very long-chain fatty acid-CoA ligase activity; long-chain fatty acid-CoA ligase activity.